Mytilus trossulus (common blue mussel) is the source of this 1528-nucleotide messenger RNA. RefSeq names its product cerebral cavernous malformations protein 2 homolog. The record is from RefSeq and is a predicted model, not a curated record. NCBI's taxonomy places the organism in Eukaryota, Metazoa, Mollusca, Bivalvia, Mytilida, Mytilidae. The transcript has 13 exons. Bases 107 to 1180 code for a protein of 357 amino acids.
GUGAAUCAUCAACCGGAAGUUGUCUUUGGAAGUCAACAAAAAAAAAGUAGACAAAAACUCAACUCUGGUUUUACUGGAUCAGGUUCAAGAUGCAACUGUCAGAGCAAUGGAUAGGUCUGAAUUUAAAGAAAGAAAGUUGAUGUCACUAUCAAGAGAAACCAAACAACACAAAGUAACAGACCCAUCACCUGAUUAUCUGAUGGGUGAUCUAUUGAUGAAGAAAGAUUAUAUAGAAAGUGAUGUGUGGUAUGCCGGUCUUAUACCAGGUGUUCCUGUAGAAGUAGAUGUGACUAACAGAACUGAUGUAUUACGAAUCAUCGAUCGUGGCAAGAGAGAAGAGUUAGUUCCCCUACAGCUUUCUCCAGAUCCUGAUGCUGGUUUCAGUCUCAGUAAAAGCAAUAUAAGGAUCCACAAACAAGAUUAUGAGACACUUGAUAUUCCUAUCCAUGUAAUAGCAGCUUUAUGUUAUAUUAAAGAUGAUGGUCUUCACAUUCUAGCUAUAAAAUAUGGAAUUCCAGACAAAUGUGAUUUAGCAGUACUGUAUUGCAAAAAUCAGUCUCAAGCAGACACUAUUUGUGCUGCUGUAGGCCAGUGUUUCCAGCGGGCUUACCAGGAGGCCACUAUUGAAUUACUACAGGAAACCAUCAGGCAGGCUGAAAAAGACAGAUCUUCUAUAGCAUCAUCAGAAGGUUCUAGUACAACUAUUAAUGACCUUAAUCAACAUUCAUUUUUAUCCACAUCAGAUCAAGAAGAAACUAAACCAAGAAAACAUAGGACCCGCAGUGUUGGUGAAAAAAGUGAAACAAGUAGUAUUGGUUAUAAUGCAUUACUGGUAAAGGAAUAUAUGAACAAGCUUCCAAAUAUUUUUACAAAUUAUGAUGAGUUGAAACAGUUUGGUACUUUGUUUCAAGCCUUGAAUGAUCCCUCCAAUACAGACAUCUCAGAGAUAUGUGAUAAAAUGUUUAAACUGUAUGGACCAAAGAGAGAACAUCUAAUGACAGAGUUGUGUCCCUUUAUUCCCAGUAAGCAUUAUCAAUACUUUGAGAGAUUCCUGAAGGACAAAAGUUUAAAUGUAUCAGAGAAUGGUCACAGCACCAUGUCAAGUAGUCACAGUUAUAACAGAAUAUACACGAAACAUAACUACAGCGAAGGAGGUCUCAGAGUGAUGUAUCAACAAUGAAUGCCAGUGAUCUUGACAAUGUGUUGGAACGUUUAUCUGUAGAAUUGGAGAAAAUGGAUGCUAGUGUUGGCGAUGUAAACAAUCCCUAUAUUUAUCCCAACAACAAUGAUACAUGAUAGUUCUUCAUGAAUAAUUGUACAUUAACUGAUAUGCAAUGCUGUAUUUAUUUUAUUGUUUGUGGAUCAUGUUUUAAGAAUUAAUCUUAAUUUGGAGAACAUUUUACAUGUUUAUUUUCUUAAAUUAUUUGCAAAAAAAUGUCUGUUGUAAAAAUUAUUGACAGCUGAUGAAGGCUCAAAUUACAUUUCUAUUGGACAACAUUUUUUGUGUUUCCCUUUGAGAUUGGCAUUU